This is a messenger RNA of Aureobasidium subglaciale EXF-2481, 1068 nucleotides long. RefSeq lists its product as uncharacterized. The coding region runs from base 406 to 885 and encodes 159 amino acids. Lineage: Eukaryota; Fungi; Ascomycota; Dothideomycetes; Dothideales; Saccotheciaceae. The transcript has 4 exons. The record is from RefSeq and is a predicted model, not a curated record.
UUUGCAUGACCGCAGUAACUUAAAAGCUUGCCCGGACAUAGGCUGUAGCAUCUAUUGUACAUAUUAUUGGCAGGUAGGACGACGUCCAUUUAGCUAUCUAUACCAAGCAAACUGUCACGACCACGAAGGAACUUGCUAUACUUGAAGAUCUCCAAGCCCUUGCAGACCUUGGCUGAAGAUCUCCUGGCAGUAACUCCUCCGCCAUGCAUUUUUUCCUGCAAGGGAGUUAGCUACACAGAUCACGAGACGGGCGAGUCACCGUGCUACUUUUGAAUCCUUCGAGGAAGGCGGUGCAAUUCCAGCCGCAAGUAAAAAAAAGAAGGACUUCAUGUAUAAGGACACCUGCAACUACAAGAACCUGUGAACACUUUUCACACAAACACACCUUGCGCAAAGUUCGUCAAUAUGAAUAUCCGCAAAUACGAAAGUCGGAAAACACACCAAGUUUGGGGCUCCGGUCACGGCAGCCCAAGUCUUAUGAUCCUAGCCUCUCUCAUCGUAAACACCAUUGCUCUCCUCGUCGUCAUAAUUGUAAAUACAACUGUUGUAGAUGACGGCUCCAAUGACUAUGGACAAGGUUUUGGCUGGACAAUCAUGACGCCAGCACCUGCUGCUGGGAUCCUCUGGGCUCUGCUUGAUGUAGUGGUUGUCAGAAUUUCAGUCUUGCAUCCGAUUUAUUACCUCACAGAGGCGAGUAUUUUGAUGGUGUUUAAUCUUGUCAUGGGAGCCAUGAGUAUUAGCUUUUAUAGUUGGGAUUCUGAUGGUUCUUGGGUACCUGGCAUCUUUGUUUUGAUUUCUGGGGUUGUGUAUUUGGCUAUUAUGGUAAUUUCGGCCGUGUUGGUGCAUAAACGCAAGACUCGUCCUCAGCAGAUUUAUACUGCAUAAGACUCUGGUGGUGCCUAGCACGACUAUAGCACAAGUUAUGAUGACGAAAUCUGGGAAAAUCAUACAUCUGUGGUAGAUCCUAGGAGUCUGCGAUGAGCAUUGAUACGGGAGAAGUACUAGUAAUGUGUAAACAAACGAAAGUGUCAAUUGAGCAUAAUGGAACAGAACACUUAGAAAGUCGAU